GGAGGAGGUGGAGACAGGGAGAGGGCAGGGCUUCAGUGCAAUUUCCCAGACCUCUUUAGAAAGAGUUCCGGGGGAAAAGGCACACAUUCCAUCCCUUCAGGACAGCUGAGCCUCUACCUGCCUGGCAUUGGUCACUGCUCAAUUUCUUCACUAUGGUGGUCCCCAAUGGCAAUGAAUCUAGUGCCACAUAUUUCAUCCUAAUAGGCCUCCCGGGCUUGGAAGAGGCUCAGUUCUGGUUGGCCUUUCCGUUGUGCUCCCUCUACCUUAUUGCUGUGCUAGGUAACUUGACCAUCAUCUACAUCGUACGGACCGAGCACAGCCUACAUGAGCCCAUGUAUAUCUUUCUUUGCAUGCUUUCUGGCCUUGACAUCCUCAUCUCCACCUCAUCCAUGCCCAAAAUGAUGGACAUCUUCUGGUUCAAUUCCACUACCAUCCAGUUCGAUGCUUGUCUGGUACAGAUGUUUGCCAUCCACUCCUUAUCGGGCAUGGAGUCCACAGUGCUGCUGGCUAUGGCCUUUGACCGCUAUGUGGCCAUCUGCCAUCCACUACGCCAUGCCACUGUGCUUACAUUGCCUCGUGUUGCCAAGAUUGGCAUGGCUGCUGUGGUACGGGGUGCUGCACUAAUGGCACCCCUACCUGUCUUUAUCAAACAGCUGCCCUUCUGCCACUCCAACAAACUUUCCCAUUCCUACUGCCUACACCAGGAUGUCAUGAAGUUGGCCUGUGCUGAUAUCAGUGUCAAUGUCAUCUAUGGCCUCAUUGUCAUCAUCUCUGCCAUUGGCUUGGAUUCACUUCUCAUCUCAUUCUCAUAUCUGCUUAUCCUUAAGACUGUGUUGGGCUUGACACGUGAAGCCCAGGCAAAGGCAUUUAGCACAUGCGUCUCUCAUGUGUGUGCUGUUUUCAUCUUCUAUGUGCCUUUCAUCGGAUUGUCUAUGGUGCACCGUUUUAGCAAGCGGCGUGACUCUCUCCUGCCCGUCAUCAUGGCCAACAUCUACCUACUGGUCCCUCCUGUGCUCAACCCCAUCGUGUACGGAGUGAAGACAAAGCAGAUCCGACAGCGCAUCCUUCGUCUUCUCCAUGUGAACAUGCAUACUUCAGAUCCCUAGGAGUCAGUGAUCACAUUUUUUUAAAAUUUAAAAUCCUCCAAUUCUGAUUUUAAUAGAAAUAUUUUGAAAGACAGUAUUAAGGAAAAAGAUCUUCUUUAACAACAACAACAAAAAAAUACAACUCAGAGCCUUUGAAGAUGAAACUGGUGGGGGAGUCUUCAUGUGGAAAGAAAUGACAGGACCAUAUAUCAUCAUUCCCCAUUUUCCAAUUUUAUCAUCCUGUUUGUUUUUCACUUUAUAAUGAAGACCCUGAGGUAGUCAUGGGUGAGUUAUUACUUCCCAUUUUUCCAUCCAGAAAAUUGCUUCCACUGAUAGUCUGCUGCAUCCUGAAACAAGUAUAGUUCAUCUAAAGAAUACUUGCUAAAGGCUUAAGCCUGACAAAAGAAAAUAAACCCAAGAAUAAAAUAAGGUUAGAUAAUUUGGCUCAGAAAGAUGACUUCCUCUUCAGAAUUCCCAAUCAUUUCACAUGCAGGAAAAAGAUAUACCUGGAUUUCCUUCUUCAAAACAAAUUCCACAGAGAAAAUUGCUUUUCUCCUGGGUAUGAGGCUCUGAGGGGAAGAUUGAAAGUAAAGCCUUGAAAAGACUACAUUUGCCUACAUUAAAGAGAGAGGACACACA
Molecule: messenger RNA, 1724 nt
Organism: Marmota monax (woodchuck)
Lineage: Eukaryota; Metazoa; Chordata; Mammalia; Rodentia; Sciuridae
Product: olfactory receptor 51E1
Exons: 2
Coding region: 153-1106 (317 amino acids)
Biological process (GO): G protein-coupled receptor signaling pathway
Cellular component (GO): membrane
Molecular function (GO): olfactory receptor activity; G protein-coupled receptor activity
Source: RefSeq, a predicted model, not a curated record